GCCAUUUAAUCUCCGUUUUUGGUCUGUUUGACCGUCGCCCGGUUUGCCUUCAGCUGUCCUGUCAAACCGACUGGAUCUGCUGUCUGUGUCCGCCAGCGGGAUGAAACCGACAUAGUGAUAACGGAGCAUCCCCCCCGCGUCCUCCUGUCCACGAGCGGAGCUUUGCUCCCACUCUCCUACCGACGGAGAUAUGAGACAUCCACUGCUCGAUGCAGCCCUGACAUUGUGGCUAUUUGUAGAGUGUGUAGAGGCGAAAAAGUACUGCUGGUAUUUCGAAGGUGGAUACCCUAUCUACUUCAUAUGCCGUUCCUACGAGGACUGCUGUGGGACUCGCUGCUGUGUGAGAGCCCUGUCCAUCCAAAGACUAUGGUACUUCUGGGUACUGCUGAUGAUGGGAGUGUUGUUCUGCUGUGGUGCAGGCUUCUUCAUUCGCAGAAGGAUGUACCCGUCUCCUCUGAGAGACGAGCCAGCCUUCAACGUCUCCUUCACUAGGCACCCUGUUACCACACCAGUUUCCCAGCAGCCAGGGAGCAUGCAGGGCUUCGGGGUGAACGGAUUGGCAGGAGGCGACCCAGGGGUUACCAUGACACACCCGCCGUACCCGCCACAGCCUGGCUCCACCCACAUGAUGAUGGGUUCCUAUCCGCCACCUCCGUCAUACUGCAACCAUCCUCCACCGCCCUACGAACAAAUAUUUAGAAACAGCGACAAGAAGUGAUGUCUGCAAGGACUCGAGGAUGAAACGAAAUAAGGGAACGUGGCACUGAGGCUGAAUCAUCAGGAUGUUUAGACACACAGGGACAUGUGCCAGUGGACAGCGUUUUUUUGAUGUAAAAACUGGAAAACACACACUCUUCUCCCAUGUGGAAAAGACUGAAAAAGCACAGUAACCAGUCACUCAUUCACCAUUUCCUUUCUAGCUCACACUACACACAAACAGAUUCAUCUGAGGCCUCCUUUUUCUGAAUCCACAUGUAUGUACCAGCUUUCUGAACUGACGAUAAGUGAGGAUGGACGGAGUAAGUCAGAGGUUUCAUUCAGUAUCUCGCUCAGAAAAAGAAACUGCCAUGUGCAUUCAACAUUUUGAUUUUUAAAGGUUCUUCUAAGAUUCUUCUGCUAUUAGGAAAACUGAAAAUACUGACAGCGAGCUCCAUAAUUAUAAAAAGGUCAGUUAGAAAAUGCCUUCUGUAGCCAGCAUUUUAGUGCAACAGCUCUUUACAUAACGAUGAGAUCACGAUCCAUUUUAUGUUACAGAUGUUUUUCCCAGUCAUGUAAAGACAUAACGAGCAGGCAGUGGCUCAUUUUCCUGAAAGCAGUGACAGUUUCGCCUCAACAAAAUUUAUGUUCUCGCUCUUUUCAUCAGCGUCAGACGUCGAUUCUUAGUGCGAGGACAAACGAGAGGGCGUGUCACUGCUCUGAGUUUCACUGUCACGCAGGCACGAUUAGCUCUUUGGGUAAAUGUGUGUGCCUGAGAGGCAGCACAUGUGUAAGAACAGGAACACCUACUGUUGUUUUGGGAGCAGUGUUUGUGUACUCAUUCAAAAAAGUCAUGCAUCACAUCAUUUGUCAUGCUACUCGCUACAUUCAUUUUGCAUUACUCACCAACAUGGCCUGUAGUACACCAUUAAGUUAACAUAUAUACCUUAGCCUGCAGUCCCACUGACACAAGAACACACAAGGUGUUUUUUUGUUGUGUUUGACUGCUCCUCUGUGCUUUUGUCGAAGUCAAAAGUCAAGCUUGGUUGGGGUCAGCAUGCGUUCAGUUUUACAUCAUUCUGGGUUCUGUUGUUUUGACUACAUUUAUUGGCCUUUCUUUGUCAGGUAAUUAAAACAGUUACAUCACAGUUUAAAGUAAAAGAUGGUACUAUGUGUGUCUGUGGGACAGCAGUGAUAUGUCUUUUCCAUCAUCGUACAAUUCAGUCUAGCCUGAUUUCUUACAGACUGUCAGGAUGUCAGACAACACACAGGCAGAUUUAACAGUGUAUCAGUGAAAACAGAAAAACCUAUUCAGAAGACACAGCAGCACACCAGAACACUAACAUAACCACUGCAACAACAUAUGCCAGUUCAGCACUGCUGAAUGCGGGAUGUGGAUGGUAGCAUUUUCCAUGGCUGUGUGACGGAUGGUGCAGCGUCGGAGAUGCAGCAGCGAUGCUCUUCUAUCCUCUGUCAGACCUGCUGAGUCACUAUGUGUGCAGAGCACAGGGCACAUCUAGGAAACCAUCACUUGCAUUCAUCUUAUUUGAGGAUGUUAAUGGUCCAUAUACUCUGCAAAUGUGACCUUCCUCCAUUUAGCAAGCUUUUUGCUACGAUGCUCAUUUUUCUAUAACAUUGCUGCAACAUGCAUCAAUCCUUAGUUUGCACAUUUUUGUUAAAAUUCUUAAAAUUAGAGCUGCAGAUUUAUAAGAUACUUGGACCUAAAUUAUUAUUUAGCAAUUCUUGAUUAUUUAUGCGCAGUAAAAUUUGAUUUGAUGCUUGUUCAAAUGAUUUAUUCUUGCACAACCUCUGGUACCUGAUGAUGAAGAUAAAUGGAAUUAUGUAUUAUUGAUGCUGUGGUUUUAAUUCAUUUACUGGCUCAGUGUGUUUGCAUGAGAGUGGUGGGCAGAUCUCAGGCUGUCUCUGAGUGUUAAAUAGUUAAAUGCUGCCGGAUGUCCAUCAGUCCUACAUGUUGAAGCGUGCAUGCCCUGCUCGUGUUAUAUUUUUUUAAUCAGGCAGUGGAUCUGGACACUGUGUUUUAUCUGGUUAUUUCGCACUCAGUGAUGUUCCUUUAAAGGUUGUAUGUGACAGUAAGUGCACGCUAAAAUGGGGCGUUAGCAGUAUUGGGGCACAGUGUACAGGAACCAUGCAACAUUAUAUGCUGUAGAAUGCAUCGAGCUAAAACCACGAUGGUCAGUAAACCUCAGAGCCAGCAGCAGCACAAAGCAGCUGAUCACAAUCUGCACACAAAGAACAUAAAACAAGUGAUGCUCUAAGUAGUGUUUUGAACACUGGGACAUGCUCAUUAGUUCACAUGAACCUGUCUGUGAGCAUAAUAUGGUUUGCCCAUCAGUGUCAGCACUGAGCAGGGCACCACGAUUUGAUCUACAAUAUUAUCUGUCCAAAGUCAUGUUCAGUUCAACACACAGUGUCACAGCACUAAUUCAUGAUUUGUGAUGGCAUCAAAGACAUAUUGUACAUUUACAAGGAUAAGAACUUUUCCUUAUUGCCUUUUGUCAAACCAUUCACUGUUCGGUAUGUGAUAUUCCAGACUCACUGUAUACAUAUUCUGACACAUGCUCUGAGUAAUUAUGGCUGAAUAUAACGAAAAUUUGGAAAAGGUGAUUUUUUCCCCCCCUUUUUGGUAUUGUAGGUACUCUCAGCAGAGUAUGUACUGAGGCUGUAGCUCAUUCACUGCUGAAGAAGGAGGAAACCCACAAGCACAGCAAAAACUGCAGUAAUCUACUUUAGGUUGUUUCAGCUAGCGCCACACAUUUGAUUUGGUGGGCCCCAAACAGUUUUGUGUAUUUUCUCCCAGGAUCAAACUUUUGCUUGACAGACAGAUGCGUGAACCACUUUACUAUGGAGCCACUAUAACUGGCUAUAGUGGAACUAGAAUUCUGAAAAAAGUCAGAAUUCUGUCCUCAAACUCGAAAUUCUGAGUUUAAAGUCAGAAUUCUGAAAAAAUUCAGAAUUCUACGAGUUAGAGUUGUUCGUGGAAUUUUUAAGAGGGAAGACAUUUCACAAACUGACUUGUUACACUGGCAUCCCAUUGCAGUACAAUGCUUGAAUUCGGGAGCUCUUUAGAUCAACCUGUUCUUUCACCUGAAUUCAAACGUUAACAGGUGUGGCCUAUUUUGGACCAGGUACUGAAUCUAGUGUUUAAGCGAUUCAGCUUCUCAAAAUUAUGAUAGUUGCUACAAAAUCUGAAAGUUCAUGCAUGUGGAAUUACAAAUAAAGCGAGGAGAGACACAGAUCCACAGGACUUGCUUGCUUUAAUGUAAAUGCACUUAUAAUGGGAGAUGUAAAAUUGUCCUCAAAGAUAUAAUAAAUAUCAAUCGAUGACGAUAAGUGAUGGUUUGCAAACAGUGGUGGGCCCCCGCCCCCGUUGAUGGGGUGUGUGGCCCACCAGGUGAAAAAAUAUGACAUGACACUAAAGUGAAUUACUGUGAUUUUACUGUGUUUAUUGUGCUGCUACACUUUCACUUUUACAAUGUGGAUCCUUUGUUAUUUGUGAUGACUGAUAAAAAUUGUAGUGUGGGAUCUUUCUUUAGCUUCUGAAGGGGGGCAGGUCUGAGAACAUAAUUACUGCAGUACAGUAAGUACUCGUAGCUGCUGAUAUUUUGUCCCCCUCCUAGAUAAUCAUACCAGCACAAGGUAGCAAGGUUUGAUCCCUAGACAGGCAUUACCAGUCCUUGCUCUCUGUUUAUGAAAUUGGUCAAAAAUCUGCACAUAAAGACAUUUUUAAACACAUUAAACAUGGUUAACCAGCAACUCAUCACUUGAAUAAAGCAUUGUAUGUUUGUGCAAAUUAGAAACCAUGUGUGUGUAAUCUGACUUGAGAUCAACAUUUCAUCAAUAUUGUAUUUCAACCAUUGGUGGUGCUUUUAAGAUAAGUUAUAUUUAUAAUUUCACACCAUGCGUUUCGAUCACACAGAACAAUGUUGAUACCCUCUGGGUUGACAGCAGACAUGAAACAAUUGUACAGCUGAAUAGCAGAGCCCAUACUGCCUUUGGAUUUAUGUUUGCACAACAAACAUGACGACAACAUCGUGAAUACUGUUUCAUGAGAUUUCUGAGAGCUGUCACACUGUUAACCUCUGCAAUGUGCACACACACACACUUGUGUGAAGUUAGAGGCCGUGUGUGAUUCUGGGAGUGUUGGGCUCCCACAGGUAACCAGGAACAGGUUUUAGAUUGACUCUGGUUUGUUUCUGGUGUCAAGCAGUUGGGCUGGGAAUAGGGAGCACAUAUUAGAAAGGUAUUCAGUUCAGUCAUCUCAAACUAUGCAAUAGAUACUGAAAUAGGUGAAGCAUUUUGAUCCUGCUUUUCUCCUCCCACAUUUACCUCUUUUUCUCUUUUUCAUCUGCUUUCAGACUUACAUUGUACAUUGUGAAAUAUGUAAAUAAAGGUCACUUCUAAUGAGAUGGUA
Pelmatolapia mariae (spotted tilapia) is the source of this 5128-nucleotide messenger RNA. RefSeq names its product VOPP1 WW domain binding protein b (gene vopp1b). The record is from RefSeq and is a predicted model, not a curated record. The transcript is spliced from 5 exons. Bases 191 to 718 code for a protein of 175 amino acids. Lineage: Eukaryota; Metazoa; Chordata; Actinopteri; Cichliformes; Cichlidae. Gene Ontology annotation, cellular component: cytoplasmic vesicle membrane.